This is a messenger RNA of Komagataella phaffii GS115, 1263 nucleotides long. Its product is annotated as Small subunit of carbamoyl phosphate synthetase. Bases 1 to 1263 code for a protein of 420 amino acids. Gene Ontology annotation, biological process: L-arginine biosynthetic process; L-glutamine metabolic process; 'de novo' pyrimidine nucleobase biosynthetic process. Gene Ontology annotation, molecular function: carbamoyl-phosphate synthase (glutamine-hydrolyzing) activity. The record is from RefSeq and is a predicted model, not a curated record. Gene Ontology annotation, cellular component: carbamoyl-phosphate synthase complex; cytoplasm. NCBI's taxonomy places the organism in Eukaryota, Fungi, Ascomycota, Pichiomycetes, Pichiales, Pichiaceae. The transcript has a single exon.
AUGAAUAUCUUAAGAAAUAAUCGUCAUUUCCUCAAGUCGUUGGUCUUUCAACAGACCAGAUUGUCAUCAUCCGCCAGACUGGACAGGGCCACUCUUACCAUUAGAAACGGCCCCGUCUUUGACGGUUACUCUUUUGGUGCCAACAAGAAUAUCAGUGGAGAAGCUGUCUUCACCACCUCCUUGGUUGGUUACCCAGAGUCGAUGACUGAUCCGUCCUAUAAGGGACAAAUGAUCUGCUUCACUCAACCCCUGAUUGGAAACUACGGUGUCCCAUCGGGAAAAACCAGAGAUGAGUUCAAUCUGCUGAAGUACUUUGAAUCUCCUCGUAUUCAAUGUAUCGGUAUUAUCGUUAGUGAUGUUGCCUUGCAGUAUUCUCAUUGGACAGCUGUCGAAAGUUUGAGUCAAUGGUGUAAAAGAGAGGGGGUCGCUGCAAUUACUGGAGUUGACACCCGAGCAUUGGUCACCUACCUGAGAGAACAGGGUUCUUCGUUAGCUAGAUUGACCGUUGGUGAAGAGUAUGAUGCUGAUGAAGACGCUGCUUUCGAAGAUCCUGGAUCGGUCAACUUGGUCCACAAGGUCACCACCAAGGCUCCGUUCCACGUCCCAUCUCCUAAUGCCAAGUACCAUGUUGCUGUAAUUGAUUGUGGUGUCAAGGAGAACAUCUUGAGAUCCCUGGUUUCCAGAGGAGCUUCGAUUACCGUUUUGCCAUAUGACUACCCAAUUCAAAAAGUUGCCAGCAAAUUUGACGGAGUUUUUAUCUCUAAUGGCCCAGGUGACCCAACCCAUUGCGCUAGCACUGUUCAAAACUUGAGAGAACUGAUGCAACAGAAUCUGGAUCUACCAGUCUUUGGUAUUUGUCUGGGCCACCAGUUGUUGGCAUUGGCUAGUGGAGCUAAGACCAUCAAAUUGAAGUACGGUAACAGGGCCCACAACAUUCCAGCUUUGGACUUGACUACUGGUAAAUGUCACAUCACGUCCCAAAAUCACGGAUACGCUGUCGAUGCCUCGACUCUACCUUCCGACUUUAAGGAAUACUUCAUUAAUUUGAACGAUCAAUCCAAUGAAGGGCUGAUCCAUGAUUCUCGUCCUAUCUUCUCCACUCAGUUUCACCCUGAGGCUAAAGGUGGACCCUUGGACUCAAGUUACCUGUUUGACAAGUACUUUGAUUUGUUGGCUGAGUACCGCCAAAAGUCCAACGACCCAAGUCACUUAAAAGUAGAUGAUCUUUUGGUUGACAUUCUGCCUAAAGUGAGAGUUGUGUAG